Jatropha curcas is the source of this 751-nucleotide messenger RNA. It is a transcript of the gene CCL, whose product is annotated as CCR-like protein. Gene Ontology annotation, cellular component: chloroplast. The record is from RefSeq and is a predicted model, not a curated record. NCBI's taxonomy places the organism in Eukaryota, Viridiplantae, Streptophyta, Magnoliopsida, Malpighiales, Euphorbiaceae.
CUCUCACUAACCUUCAGAACAGCAAACAGGAACCUUAUCCAAAAAAAUUGCACAAAUAUCUUAUCUCUGUACUUAUCCUAUAAAUUAGAAGUCUUUCUUUAGUAUCUUUGAAUCAUCCAUUGAUUAUCACACACAUCUUCACAACAACAUUAUUAUCAAGAUGCAGGCAGCUCUAACAAUUGCACCUCCUGUUGUCCCUUUAAAACCCUCAAAGAAUCUCUCACAGGUAACCUUUUCUCCGCCAAAAUUCGGUGUUUCAUCAAUUGCUCCCCGUAGCUCUGCAAUCAAAGCAGCUACUGCUACUGUAGAAUAUGAACCAUCCACGGUUGAUUAUAGCUCUACCCUCUCUGUGUUUCCAGCAGAGGCAUGUGAAACUAUCGGUGGAGAAGCCUGUUUGGCAGACAUAUAUCCUGAAGUAAAGCUGGAAAGGGAGGCCAGAAAUGAAGCUGGAAUUGCCUCAGAGCCUAUUGAAAGAGAGUAUCUUGACUACAAUGACGCCAAGACGGUUUUUGUUGGAGAGGCUUGUGAUGAUCUUGGGGGAGAAUUCUGUGGAUUUGAGUAUCAGAAAGGUGUCUACUAGAGGAAGAGAGACAAUACAUGUCCAGAUAUACUAAUUAAGGACCUUUUUUCUUUCUUUUUUUUUUUUUCUUUUUUAAUGUAUAUAUUUCCUACCAGUAUUAAUACUGGGUUAUGUACUGUAAUUGCAUAAUAAUUUGCCAUUAAUAUACAUAUUUAACUUUGGGAAUUUAUA